AUGCUGCGCUAUUUGCUAAAAAUGCUGUUGCAAAUGAACUUAUUUGCCGAUACCCUAGCUGGGGACAUCUCCAACUCCAGCGAGCUGUUCUUGGGCUUCAAUUCCUCGUUGGCGGCGCUCAACCACAGCCUGCUGCCCCCCGGCGACCCCUCUCUCAAUGAGUCUAGGGUAGGGCGGAAGGACGCGAUGCCGCGCAUCGUGGAGCAGCCUCCAGAUCUGUUAGUGUCACGAGGCGAACAAGUCACUCUACGCUGCCGCGCCGAGGGCCGGCCCCGGCCCAAUAUCGAGUGGUACAAGAACGGGGCGCGUGUGGCUACUGCGCGCGACGAUCCGCGUGCACACCGCCUGCUACUGCCCAGUGGCGCCCUCUUCUUCCCGCGCAUCGUGCACGGGCGCCGCGCGAGGCCGGACGAAGGCGUCUAUACUUGCGUAGCCCGAAACUAUUUGGGAGCAGCGGCUAGCAGAAACGCCUCUCUGGAAGUGGCAGUGCUCCGAGACGAUUUUCGGCAGUCUCCUGGAAACUUGGUGGUGGCGGUGGGGGAGCCAGCUGUAAUGGAAUGCGUGCCUCCUCGAGGCCACCCAGAGCCCUUGGUUUUCUGGAAGAAGAACAGUGCAAGAAUUAAGGAGGAAGUGGGAAGGAUCGCGAUCCGUGGAGGGAAGCUGAUGAUGUCACAUACACUCAAGAGUGACGCAGGAAUGUAUGUGUGUGUGGCCUCCAACAUGGCAGGAGAGCGCGAAAGUGGGGCAGCUGAACUUCUGGUACUAGAACGCCCCUCAUUCCUGCGUAGACCAGUGAAUCAGGUGGUCCUGGUUGAUGCUCCAGUGGAUUUCCCAUGUGAAGUGCAAGGGGAUCCCCCUCCUCAGCUGCGCUGGCGCAAGGAGGAUGGGGAAUUGCCCGCAGGCAGGUAUGAAAUCCGGAGUGACCACAGCCUUUGGAUUGGGCGGGUGAGUGCUGAAGACGAGGGGACUUACACCUGUGUGGCCGAGAACAGCGUGGGCCGUGCUGAAGCGUCUGGCUCCCUCCGUGUUCAUGUCCCACCCCAGCUUGUGAUACAACCCCAAGACCAGAUGGCAGCUCUUGGAGAGAGUGUGGCUUUCCAAUGUGAGACCAAAGGAAAUCCCCAACCUGCCAUCUUCUGGCAGAAAGAGGGGAGUCAAGUUCUGCUUUUUCCCAGGCAGUUGAUGGACAAGCCUACAGGGCGCUUCUUGGUCUCUCCAAGAGGCCAGCUGAACAUUACUGAAGUGCAGAGAGGAGAUGCUGGUUACUAUGUGUGCCAGGCUGUCAGUGUGGCUGGCAGCAUUCUGGCCAAGGCCCGGUUGGAGAUAAAAGAAGCAUCCUUGGAUGGGCUGCCUCCAGUCAUCCUCCAGGGACCACCCAAUCAGACGCUGGCACUAGGCUCCUCUGUGUGGCUGCCAUGCAGAGUAACAGGCAACCCUCAACCCAGUGUUCAGUGGAAGAAAGAUGGGCAGUGGCUGCAAGGGGAUGAUCUCCAACUCAACCUAUUGACCAAUGGUACCCUGCACAUUGCCAACGUGCAGAAGACAGAUAUGGGUCUUUACAGCUGUGUAGCUAAGAGUUCCACAGGCGAGGCCACAUGGAACGGCUGGCUUAGGAUGCAAGAAAAUUGGGGCAUGUCAUCACAGCCCCCUAUAGAACUCAGUAUUCCUCCGGGGCCUCCCUCUCAGCCACUGGUCACUGAGAUCACCAAGAACAGCAUCACCCUGAGCUGGAAGCCCAAUCAACAGGCUGGGUCCACAGUUACUUCUUAUGUGAUAGAGGCCUUUAGUCAAGCAACUGGCAACACAUGGAAGACAGUGGCAGAUGGUGUACAGUUGGAGACUCACACAGUCAGCGGUCUGCAGCCCAAUACUGUCUACUUGUUCCUGGUUCGAGCUGUGGGUACCUGGGGUCUCAGUGAACCCAGCCCCAUUUCUAAGCCUGUCCGCACCCAGGAAAGCAGCCUCUUCCGGCAAGUGGAGGAUCCAUGGAGAGGCCAGAGAGGACUAGAUGAAGUGGCUGUGCAAAUGCAGGAUCUCAUAGUCCUUGGGCCACGGACCUUGAAGGUGUCCUGGACUAUGGAUGGCCCAGUCCAGCUGGUACAAGGUUUCCGGGUGUCUUGGAGGAUUGCAAGCCCUGAUGGGAGAAACUGGACAGUGCUAGACCUAGAGUCCCCAAAUCAGCAAAGUGCUGUGCUAAGAGGACUGCCCCCAGGGACCCAAAUCCAGGUCAAGGUGCAAGCCCAUGGCCAGGAGGGGCUGGGGAAUGAAAGUCCCUUUGUGACCAGGAGCACUCCUGAGGAGGCUCCCAGUGGCCCCCCACAGGGAGUAAUAGUGACCUUGGGGGGUGAUGGCAACAGCAGUAUCACUGUAUCAUGGGAACCUCCACUCUUCUCUCAGCAAAAUGGGAUCAUCAAGGAAUACCAGAUCUGGUGCCUAGGUAAUGACAGUCGCCUCCACCUCAACCAGUCUGUGGCAGGCUGGGCACGCUCUGCUGUGCUCCGGGGACUAUUGCCUGGCCUCCUCUACAGGACCCAGGUGGCGGCAGCCACCAGUGCAGGCGUGGGCGUGGCUAGCGCCCCGGUGAUAGUGCAGCUGCCAUCCGCGUCAGAAUUGGAGCCUGGACUCCAGGUGGGCUUGGGGCUGGCCAAGCGGCUGGCUAGGGUGCUGCGGAAUCCUGCCUUCCUUGUGGGCAGCAGCGCCGCCUGCGGGGCGCUGCUCCUUGGGCUCUGCGCCGCUCUCUACCGGCGCCAGAAACUGCGUAAGGAGCUCAGCCACUACACGGCCUCCUUUGCCUACACACCUGCAGUGUCCUUCCCACACUCUGAGGGCCUCUCUGGAUCCGGUUCCAGACCACCCAUCAGCCUUGGCCCUGCCUUGUAUCCAUGGCUGGCAGACUCCUGGCCCCACACAGCUCAAAGCUCCUCAGCUCAGGAACCUAGGGGAAGCUGCUGCCCCAGUAAUCCUGAUCCUGAUGACAGAUACUACAAUGAAGCAGGGAUCUCCUUCUACCUGGCUCAGAUGGCCCGUGGCCCUGCAGCACCAGGUGCGGGCCCUGCCUACAGCACCACUGACUCAGCAGGAGAGGAGCUUCAGACCUUCCACGGGGGCUUCCCCCAACAAUCCUCAGCAGAUCCAGGCACCUGGAGCCAGUAUGCUCCUCCAGAGUGGAGCCAGGGGGGCAUUGAAGCCAGGGGAGGCAAAGUGAAGCUUCUGAGAAAACCUGUGCAAAUGUCUUCUUCAAGCUGGCCAGAAGCUCUACCACCACCUCCCACUUCCUGUGAACUGAGCUGCUUAGAGGGGCCUGAGGAGGAGCUGGAGGGCAGCUCAGAGCCAGAAGACUGGUACCCACCAAUGCCUGAGAGAACCCACUUGGAAGAACCUAACUCCAGUGGAGGGUGCUUGGUCACCUUGCCCAGAGGGGAAAUCCCUUCUCCCACCCCCUCCUAUGGACAGCAGUCCACAGCCACUCUUACUCCCUCACCUCCUGACCCUGUACAGCCACCCACUGAUAUUCCCCGUCUCUGUCAGAUGCCCAGGAGAGUGAACCUUGGGCCAAGUUCCCCUCUUAGUGCAUCCCAGCCCACUCUGAGUAACCAUGAAGGAGGACUUGCUAGCUUGGUUUCUGGCCCUACAGCUUGUCAUCACCUCAACCCCAGCCCUGUUCCUAGUUCAGCCAGCAGUGCCCCAGGUGAAACACAGCAGGCUCAUAGGGAGAUGACUCCUCCACUUCAAGGACCCCAGACUCGAUUCCGGAAGAAACUCAAGGCUCUUCCCUAUAGACGGGAACACAGUCCUGGAGACUUGCCCCCACCACCCUUACCACCACCAGAGGAAGGGACCAGCUGGUCUUUAGGGCUGAGAGCAGCAGACACCAUUUCUUCGUUGGAGCGGGAAUGGAGUGGGGAAAGGAGAGCAGCCCAGGCAGUGCCCUUGGGUGCUCAGGAGUGCCCUCUCCCAGAAGAAGAAUCUUGGCCCCCAUACAGCAGGCUAAGCUUCCUGUGCAGAGGCCAGGGCACCAGCACCUGUUCUACCACUGGCAGCAACUCGUCUCGAGGCUCUGGCAGCUCUCGGGGUUCCCGGGAACCUGGACAGAAUCGGAGCCGGAACCGGAACCGAAGCCAGAGCCAAAAGCCAGGACAGAAGUGUCAAGAGGAACCACGAUGA
Chrysochloris asiatica (Cape golden mole) is the source of this 4164-nucleotide messenger RNA. RefSeq names its product roundabout, axon guidance receptor, homolog 3 (Drosophila) (gene ROBO3). NCBI's taxonomy places the organism in Eukaryota, Metazoa, Chordata, Mammalia, Afrosoricida, Chrysochloridae. The transcript is spliced from 28 exons. The coding region runs from base 1 to 4164 and encodes 1387 amino acids. The record is from RefSeq and is a predicted model, not a curated record. Gene Ontology annotation, molecular function: protein binding. Gene Ontology annotation, cellular component: plasma membrane; axon. Gene Ontology annotation, biological process: axon guidance; cell-cell adhesion.